AUGCCAAGCUUGUUUCCACCUGAGGACUUCUAAUUUGCUGUGCCCUCUGCCCAAAACACUGAUCUCACAGUCCAGAAUGGCUCAUCUCAAAUGUCAUUAAUCCAGAAAGACUUCCUGACCAACUCUGCCUAGGCAGCAUGCCCUUCUACAGGAGUUCUGUCUUCUUAUCCUCCUUUAUUUUCUUUAUAACCUUGAUUAUUGUUUGGAAUUUUUAUUUAUAUGUAUACUUACUGAUUUGUCAUCUGUCCCACCUCAAUAGAAUAUAAAUUGGAUGAUGGCAGAGAUCUUAUCCCUCUUACUCCCUACAGCUCUCCCUGAGGGGGGAAGCAGGUAAGAAAUUUGCAGACAGCCCCAUCUAUAAUUGCAAAUUGUGGUAAGUGCUACUUAAGGCAAUUGCUUGUAAUUGAGGCGCUUGUAAAUGUCAAGUUUACUAGGUUGAACUAUUGUGUUGUCAAAAUAAGCUCUCUGAGCCAUUUUAGGGGUGAAGACAAGCCUGGAAAAGACUGGUAAUUUGCCCCAGAUCACACAUAGUGAUUGGAACUCAGCCUCCUAUCCUAAGAACAUGUAUGUGGCAAGCUUUAAUGGUGGGCCUGCAAUCAUGUUCUGGAAAGAAACUGAUCCUCGAGCCUGAUAAUUUUCCACUAACUAGCAAGCCCUUAUUCUUGGUACUUCAUUUUCUUCACCUUUAAAGUAGGAUGAUCUUAUUAUUAUCCCUUUGGGCUUUUUUUCUCCCUAGUACACCCCAAAGAAGUAGCACUUCUUGCUUUCAGCAACGAGGGGCACAUACAGACCUUAGGACAAUGGCAGGGAGUCAGAACUCUCCGCAAUACCAACCAACCUACAAGACAGAAAUGGGGCCUAGAUCUUCUGGAUCUUAUUUCUUUUGUUCAUCAAUUCAUUUUUUAUUUUUUGAGGGACUCUGGACUUGGGCAGUAAUAAAAUUGGAUGAUUAAAGAAAGAAGCAAAACAUUCCAAAGAGUUGAGAAAGAAAGAAGUAAUUGCCUUUUGUCCGAUCCCACUCCCAACUCUGUUGCCAUAUGUGGUGUGUUUUCUUCCAGUCUUUUUUCCCCUCUCAGCCCAUCCUUUUUUGGGCCAGUGCCCUCUGUCACUUCAGAACCUGGACAGCGAUGACGUUUGCUGAGGACAAGACUUACGAGUAUAUCCGCCACCAUUACAGCAAUUUUGGUCAUAUUCAUGUUCUGGAGAUCCUGCCUUAUCUGUCCUGCCUCACAAUAAGUGACCAGGACCGACUGCGGGCCUACUACCAGCUCUGGGGGAACCAGGGCACCCUCUGGGAGCUCUUCAACAGCCUUCGGCGGCGGACUGGCUGGGUGGAAUCCUUCAUCAAGGCCCUGAGGAUCUGUGAGCUGGCCGGUCUUGCUGACGAAGUGGCCUCUGUCUACCAGAGCAACCUGCCUGGGGUCCCGAAGAACUGCCCCCCAGCCCCACUGGAGCCACAGUUAGCUCCUGCUGAGGUUCCAGGGCCCUCCACACCUGCCGUGGCCCCCAGCGCCCCCCACAACGGCUACAGAGAGGAGGAGCCAAGUUUCCCCAUGCCUGUCCAGGACACUGAGCCGCCAGAGUCCCUAGGAGAGAGUUCAAAGAAAGUCCCACAGACACCCAGUUCUGGGACUGUCCUGAGGAGGCCAGCUGGCCCCCUGGAGCCCUCCUCUGACAUGGCAGCCCUCAGCCCUCUGACCUCCAGUGGGUGUCAGGAGCAGGACACAGAACCAGGCAGUGCCCACAUAGCAGGCAUGGCCUCCAGCCUCACAUCACCCCGUGGGCCUGUGUCUCCAUCUGUCUCCUUCCAGCCACUGACCCGUUCCAUCCCCAGGGCAAGCCGCUUGCCAGGACCCUCAGUAUCAGCUCCGCCUACUGGCAUCUCCUCCUCUUCCCCUGGCUUGGCCUCUUCAGGGGGUGCUGGUGACCAUGGUGAGGCUGGAGCCGGGGUGUUGGCCAGCUCAUUGACCACCAGCGUGGCACCCUCCAAAGUGCCUACCAACUCAGCAUUUGAUAGAACGAUGCCUUCCAAGUUGCCUGCCAGCUCGAAACCCUCUGGUACAAUGUCUACUAACGUGCUCACUAGUCUACCGCCAUCCAAACUGCCUAUCAACUCCACACGUGCUGGCACAGUGGCACCCAAGGUGCCUACUGGCUUGGUGCCUGACCACAGGAUGUCCACAAGCACAGCGCCCAGCACGGUGCCUGCCAACACAGUGCCCCCCGUCAGGAGCAGCAUAUCCUCAGGGGAGACUCCUCCAGUGGCUCCAGAGCCCACAGGCACCUCCACCAGAGACAGCUUGCCCGAGCCAGACCACAACCCUGCCACCUGGGGCUCCGAGUUGGAGCUGAGCAAGCCUGGCCGGCUGGUCUCCCACAUGGACAGUGAGCCGUUCUCAGGCUGCUCUGCGGACCUGGCCCUCAGCUGCAGCAAGUCCUUGGGCGCAGGGCCUGACAACGCCCCAGAGGAGAAUGAGUACCAGUCAGUGGAGUCCAUUAGGAUCCAAGUGGCCCAGGAUCCCAGCAUUAACCUGGUAGAGGGUAGUCCCGGGCCUCCUGCUGCCCCACAGCCCUCAGUCAAGGACAAGUUUGUCCCGGCCAGAUUCUAUGCUCCAUGGCUUGGGGCAGCUGCAGCUGGGGCUCUCUUCGCCAUGCUCUUGGCUGUGCUGUAUAGGCGGCGCCUGUGAAGCCCCUAGGGCCUCCCUGUCCCGAGUCUGCUCCCUUCCCUGCAGGACAUCUAGCCCAAGCACGGACUGUACUAUCUCCCUGUCUUGUCCCUUUCAUGGGGCUCGUGGAGCCUGGACCUGAGGAGAGCCGGGGGUGGGGGGUGGGGGGGUGGGGUGCACAGACUGAGUGCAGACCAGAUUUCUGUCCCAGCCCAUGCCCUCCCCAUGUACUCCAGACUUCACACACCCCACAAUCUGGUCUGUGGCCUUUAUUCUCUGGAGGAGGUGAGGUACCCCCAUCCAGACCCUGUUUGCUCAAGUCCACAGAUGAGGUGGUGCUGCUAGAUCAUGCAGGGGGUCAGAACCCCCCGCCUCCCCCCCAUCCUGCCCUGGUGCCUGGUGGCCAGCAGAUGUGCAGGGUGGGGGAUCCCACAGGACCUUGCUCCAGACCCUAAAAGCCCCAGGAACGUAAGGGUGAUCCAUUUCCAGAGACCUGGCUGCUUGAGGUCCCCCAAGAAGCGAGGGAAGUCCAGAGGUUCCCCUGGACCCCUAGGGAACCUAAGGCAGCUGCUAGGCCUGAGGACUGUCUCUGAAGCCCCUCUCCAGUCUCCUCACCCCCAUUUUCCCUUUCCCUCCCUCUGGUCUCCGUGGUCUUUAGCUUGGUGGUGGUGGGGAGGGGGGUUUGGGAAGGAGAGACCUGCCAGGGUAAGCUCAGGCCAAGGUUUGGAUUUCAGCUCCACCCCUUCCUGGGCUGUGUGGCCUUGACAAGAUGAUCAGACUUCUCUGGUCUUGCUUCCCCACAUGGCCAGUAUCAUGGCUCAUUUCCCCUGGGCUCUUCUGAGAUUGAAGCACACAAGUGUUUGUCAAGUGCCUGCAUUCCCCAGAGUAGGUGACUGCUGAUAGCUGCCCCUACCUCUCCCCUGCCAAGCCUGGUAGACAUGAGGGUAUAAGAGGCAGAAUGCCCAGUGGGUAAGGGUGCAACUCUGUAGUUUGGGGUGGGGCCUGUACCCCACUCGAACUUUCACUCACUCUGUGCUCUGUCAUUGUGCUCUCUAUUAACCUCUCUGUGCCUCAGUUUCCUCAGCUGUAAAAUGAGGAUGAAUAGUAAAAUUUUAUAUGUAUAGAAAAACAAAUCUCCUAGUGUGAUGAGGAUUAAAUGAGUUUAUCUAUAUGACUCUUA
Molecule: messenger RNA, 3846 nt
Organism: Herpailurus yagouaroundi (jaguarundi)
Lineage: Eukaryota; Metazoa; Chordata; Mammalia; Carnivora; Felidae
Gene: MAVS
Product: mitochondrial antiviral signaling protein
Exons: 6
Coding region: 1038-2687 (549 amino acids)
Source: RefSeq, a predicted model, not a curated record